AUGGAUUAUUUAUGUCCUAAUUCAGGUCAAUAUAUUUCUGCUGGUCAUCCCAAUCAACAUGUAUUGGCAAGUGAAGGUGCAGAUAGUUAUUUAAUGAAUUUUUAUGUAACACAAAAUUCAAGUACUUAUCGGCCACCGCGUGUAAAACCAAAAGCGAAUAUACUUGGCGAUAAAUCAUUAACAACAGAAAGUCUUUCUACACAAAAACUUACAGAUGAAAAUAAAAAAACUGGUUUCGUUGAUAAUGAAAGAUAUUAUUUGCCCUACACACGUUCGAUUGAUGAACUCGACAAUCCAACAUUAGGCCGUAUGUGUACAAAAAAUUAUCAAACAUCUCAUCAAGCACAUUAUCAACCCUACGAAUUACCAGACGGUACAGAAUCGAUGCCACCCAAUACAAGCAAUCAAACAUCAGGUUUUUUUCGUGAACAUAUUGUACACAAUCCUAAUUCAUCCGUUCCUCCAAUCGGCGGAAAAGAAGCAACAACGUAUGGCAGUAAUUUUGCUAAGCCAGCUCAAUUAGAGCCAGUUACUGUGGGACAAGUGGGCCCAAAAGAAACUUCUGGAUUUGUUGCCAAUACUGAAAUUGAACCUUUAACAGCAACAACAGGUGAACGAUGGCAUUAUCAUACGAGACCAACUGGUUCUAGUGAAUAUAAAGAUAGAUUUCCACAAUAUGAUUAUCCAAAAGGUGAUGAUCCAUUACUUACUGUCAUUGAUACAAAUACAAAAAUAUCAUCUGAUCGUGUGAUUAAUAAUUUUGUAUUACCCACAGGUGACGGUCCUUAUGCUGGCGGUUCAUUCGGUCCUGAUUCGACUGAAUAUCGACAACGUUAUGUUGGCAAUCAAUUUUUACCAGAGAAAAUGGGUCAAUUAAAUAUUGGACCGAAAGAAACUACAGGUACAACACGAAAUGAUAAUGGCUUUAAUCAGCAAUUCGAUGAUCCGCGUCGCUUUAUUACAACCUAUCAAAUGAAUCAUUUUGAUAUGAAUGCUAAAGGACGUGAUCGUGAAGGUUAUGUGGUUGGUGGUGUACAAAAACCACGAGCCACUGGUUUCUCUCAAGAUACAAAAACAGCGAAUCCACUAGACAAUUUUCGUGAUGAACGUGUUACACGUUAUCAUCUUGAUUCGUAUCAAGUCAGGAGUUUGCGAGCACGUGAUCCAUUUUUUGCUGAUGCAACACAUGAUAAUAAAGGUCGUUUGCAAAAACAAUCAGAACUUUUUUAA
Molecule: messenger RNA, 1230 nt
Organism: Rotaria socialis
Lineage: Eukaryota; Metazoa; Rotifera; Eurotatoria; Philodinida; Philodinidae
Source: the annotation of a GenBank genome assembly